AUGGAACCUUCUUCACUUCAAGUCCCCGAGCUGCUGUCGCUUAUCGCUGUCUGGUUGCCACAAAGCGACCUGGCUAGCUGCGUACUAGCCUGCAAGUUUUGGAAAGGAGCAUUCACUCCACGGCUUUAUCGGCGGGUCUACUAUGGAACAGCCCAGCAUAAAAUAGCCCACCAACUGGAGUCUUGGCAAGGGUUUCAAAAACACGGCCACCACAUACUCAUCCUUCAUAUAAAUUUUACAGAGAUUCCGGAUGUCGAGCUGUUUGGUCCCAAGUGCCAGAAUAUAACGGAGUUUCAUCUUUACCCAGAUGACAUCUGCCCGCCCGCUCUAAGGUCUUCAAGGCUGAGGGCACUGCUCCAACGGAACCCCAGUAUCACACGAUUCCUAUUGGAUCCUGGGUAUCGGUCGCCUUCCAUUGACGAUUAUCUGUCCGACCUCGAGUUCGUUGCAGAUCUCCCACAACUUAGUGAAUUGACCCUAGCCUCAGGAGCGUUCCUCGCUGCCGACAGUUUCGAACAUCUGCUGAGAUGCGGACCCCGACUUAGACGACUGGACCGACGGAUUUGGGGACACACUAAUAUCGACUUUAGCCCCGAAAACGCCGGUUCACAGGGAAAGAGAGCUCCGUGGACAAAGAUGACUUCGUUGACUCUUUAUGAUAGCGGUGAUGACAGAGCAUCCAUACUACUCGGACUCUGUCCGAGGCUCAAGCACCUUGGGCUCAGAAUAGCUCCUAGAGCCAGCCACCAUGGACACAAACUUAUCAACCAGAUGAUUCAACAUUGCCACUCGGACUACCCCUCUCGCCUCCAGUAUCUGUCCUUGUCCGGCCUUUGGGGCGAGGCUGCAUGGACUGCACUAGCGGAAUUACUACGGGUUUGCGGAGAGUCCUCACGACUGAAAACCUUUGCAUUGGAUUCAGCGAGCGCUACUCCAGAGGCUAUGGCAAAUCUGGUCAAGUACCACGGAGAGUCGUUGGAAGAAGUGACUGUAACAAGAAACCAAAGCCCUCUCGUGGGUAUUGAUAUGCAGGCUUUACUGGCCGGCUGUCCAAGGUUGGAACGUUUGGAGAUUUUUUCGAGUGGUGAGGCGUUGUAUAUGGAGGAUAUUGUGCGAUCGCCGUGGGUGUGCGCAUCCCUAAAAGAGCUGUCUGUCCGGAUAAUUCGAAGGACCCCCCACGAUACAUCCGCAGAGGAUUUAAGCGAGGUCACAUUGAGGCCGAGCAAUAUCAACGACGCACAAUUGCAGCGACAGGUCUGGCAGCAGCUUGGUGAUAUGAGCAAUCUGCAGAGACUGGAAAUCCGGUCUUUUGAUCCGUAUAGACCGGAGGCAAGAAGGGAUUUAUUUGUCAAGAACGGUGGACGGGCGCAGCUAUUCAGGUUAAAGCAUCUGACCGUAUUGGAAAUGUCUGCAGAUAAGAAGAUUAUGAGAGACAGUGAUCGGGCGUGGCUCAUAGAGAGAAUGCCAUCGCUCCGCAUCCAUCGCCUGUAA
This is a messenger RNA of Gamsiella multidivaricata, 1491 nucleotides long. RefSeq lists its product as uncharacterized. The record is from RefSeq and is a predicted model, not a curated record. The transcript has a single exon. Bases 1 to 1491 code for a protein of 496 amino acids. Gene Ontology annotation, molecular function: protein binding. Lineage: Eukaryota; Fungi; Mortierellomycota; Mortierellomycetes; Mortierellales; Mortierellaceae.